This is a messenger RNA of Exaiptasia diaphana, 1178 nucleotides long. RefSeq names its product aspartate beta-hydroxylase domain-containing protein 2. Bases 13 to 1059 code for a protein of 348 amino acids. The transcript has a single exon. The record is from RefSeq and is a predicted model, not a curated record. Lineage: Eukaryota; Metazoa; Cnidaria; Anthozoa; Actiniaria; Aiptasiidae.
AAAUCGGAUAUAAUGAAGGCUAGCAUCCUAUCACGGAGGAUAGCCAAAAUAAUGCCGCGACAUGAGCUGACACUGAGAGAGACUGGAACUAGUAAAAACAAAAUGGCGGCUGUGAGGAGGAAUCUUUCAGGGGACUCUCAAAUGUUUGAGGCUAAUUCUAAGGAAGACAACGUGUUUUAUUAUGUGGUUAUCAAUGGUGUURUAGCUGUGUUUGUGUUCUUUUCUCUUGUCGUAUUCAAUGGAUUUUUAAGGCAGUAUUUGCAGUACCCAGAUACAUCCAAAUCGAACACGUGCAAAUCGCCUAGCUGCGUUAGAUGCAGGUCUGCUAAUUUGCAACGAGACCUUCUAAUUAAAAAACUAGAUGAAUUUGCGUCUAAGACCAACGCCAAGUUGGAGAUGCUUGAACGGUUAUUUGAGUCUUUGUUGUAUGGAGACAAUAAUUCAGAUUGUGUGCGGCAGAGGCCUACAACAUUUGGUUUGUUGGGACUGACGUCACAGGCCUGGCAUACCAGGUACACAACUGAACUCCAACAUCUACUAGGAAACCUUGAAAAAAUCAAACUUGAGGUAAACAGUAUUACAAACGAUUUAUCCUGUGGCUGGUUAAGUAAUACUUGUCCUUCAGGCCGUUGGUUUGUGUAUCAUCUGUAUAACCAAGGCAAAAAGAUUUCAAGAAAUUGCAAGAAAUGUCCACUUACUACUAAACUAAUAGAAUCCGUGGUGCCCUUUAUGAAAGACUGUGCAUUUGGAAAUGCUGUAGUUUCCUUAGUUCAACCUGGUACACACAUAACUCCACACUAUGGGCCUACAAACUGUAGACUUAGAUGUCAUCUACCAUUGGAAAUCCCUGAURGAUGUGCAAUAUCUGUAGACCAAGAGGAAAGACAGUGGAAAGAAGGCAAUAUCUUGCUCUUUGAUGAUUCUUACUUGCAUGAAGUUUGGCAUAAUGGCAAAAAAGGAGACAGGAUUGUCCUAAUACUUGAUUUAUGGCAUCCAGAAGUAACUGCCAUUGAAAGGCAGGCAAUUAAUUUUGUAUUUUCAAAUGUACUUGAUUUAUAAGUCAUCAAGAUGGCACAAUAUUGAACAGCUAAUGACAGAUCAUAGGUAGUAUAUAAAUGAAAUCAUAUUACCGUAAAUAAAAAUAUUCAUGAAAAUAUAGUAUAAACAUUGAUCUUAUG